AUGGUUGGGGAGGGAGGGCCCACACCUCCCCACACCCAAGCACCCCAUAACUCCAGACACAGCCCCACGCCAGCCACAUUCCGACGCCAAUCACACCCCCACGCCAAUCACACCCCAACGCCAUCCACACCCCCACGCCAAUCACACCCCUACGCCAAUCACACCCCCACGCAAGCCACACCACAACGCCAAUCACCCCCCCACGCCAAUCACACCUCCACGCAAGCCACACCACAACGCCAAUCAGACCCCCACGCCAAUCACACCCCCACGUCAAUCACACCCCCAUGCCAGCCACACCCCCAAGCCAAUCACACCCCCACACCAAUCACACACCCACGCCAGCCACAGGCCCACGCCAAUCACAGCCCCACGCCAUUCACAGCCCCACGCCAGUCACACCCCCACGCCAAUCACACCCCCACGCCAAUCACACCCCAACGCCACCCACACCCCAACGCCAAUCACACCCCCACGCCAAUCACACCACCACGCAAGCCACACCACAACGCCAAUCACACCCCCACGCCAAUCACACCCCCACGUCAUUCACUCCCCCAUGCCAGCCACAGUCCCAAGCCAAUCACUCCCCCACCCCAAUCACACCCCCACGCCAGCCACAGUCCCACGCCAAUCACACCCCCACGCCAAUCACACCCCCACGCCAAGCACCCCCCCACGCCAAUCACACCCCACGCCAAUCACUACCCCACGCCAGCCACACACCCGCCAGUCACACCCCACGCCCAUCACACUCCCACGCCAGCUAGACCCCCACGCCAGCCACACCCCACGCCAAUUCCACCCCACGCCAAUCUCACCCCACGCCAAUCACACCCCACGCCAGCCACACCCCACGCCAAUCCCACCCCCACGCCAAUCACACCCCACGCCAGCCACACCCCACGCCAAUCACACCCCCACGCCAAUCACACCCCCACGCUAGCCACACCCCCACGCCAAUCACACCCCCACGCCAAUCACACCCCCACGCCAAUCACACCCCACGCCACACCCCCACCCCAAACACACCCCCACGCCAAUCACACCCCCACGCCAGCCACACCCCAACCCACACCCCACGCCAGCCACACCCCACGCCAGCCACACCCCACGCCAGCCACACCCCACGCCAGCCACACCCCACGCCAGCCACACCCCACGCCAGCCACACCCACGCCAGCCACACCCCACACCAGCCACCCCUACGCCAGCCACACCCAUACGCCAGCCACACCUCCACGCCAGCCACACCCCUACGCCAGCCACACCCCCACGCCAGCCACACCCCCACGCCAGCCACACCCCUACGCCAGCCACACACCCACGCCAGCCACACCCCCACGCCAGCCACACCCCCACGCCAAUCACACCCCCACGCCAGCCACACCCCUACGCCAGCCACACCCCUUCGCCAGCCACACCCCUACGCCAGCCACACCCCCACGCCAGCCACACCCCUACGCCAGCCACACACCCACGCCAGCCACCCUCCACGCCAGCCACACCACGCUAGCCACACACCCACGCCAGCCACACCCCUACGCCAGCCACCCCCCCACACCAGCCACACUCCCACGUCAACCACACCCCUGCGCCAGCCACACCCCCACGCCGGCCACACCCCUACGCCAGCCACACCCCCAGGCCAGUCACACUCCUACGCCAGCCACACCCCUACGCCAGCCACACACCCACGCCAGCCACACCCCCACGCCAGCCACACCCCCACGCCAGCCACACCCCUACGCCAGCCACACCCCCACGCCAACCACACCCCCAGGCCAGUCACACCCCUACGCCAGCCACACCCCCACGCCGGCCACACCCCUACGCCAGCCAUACCCGCACGCCAGCCACACCCCCAGGCCAGUCACGCCCUCAUACCAGCCACACCCCCACACCAGCCACACCCCUACGCCUAUUACGUGCGUGCCCUUUCCAGACAGUUGCAAGAAAAAUGCAGGGAGAAUCAUAAAGAUCGAUCUCUUCCUGGCCUUCGUAAAUCAGACCAAGGCCUUUGACACCGUAAACAGGGACCUCCUCUGGGGCGUCCUCUCCAGAUGCGGCUGUCCUCCAAAGUUCCUCGCACUGCUGCGGUCGCUCCACGAUGGGAUGUCGGCGCGGGUUUCCGUCGGAGGUGAAGAAUCUGCACCAUUCAACCGCAUAUUGGGAAUAUCCAGGAAGGACAAAGUGACGCACUCCGACAUCUACGCGCGCACCGGCUGCAGCAAUCUGGAGGCCAUUUUCUAUGGCCGUCAGCUGCGGUGGGUACGCCACACAAUUCGGAUGCCUCCCAGCCGUCUCCCACACCAAGUGCUCUAUGGAGAGCUAAGGACGGGGAAGCGGAGCGCAGGGGGGCAGAAGAAAAGGUUCAAGGACCACUUCAAAACCACACUAAAUAAACUUAAUAUCUCACGAACCCAACUUGAGACCAUGGCUGUCACCCGAUCAAACUGGCGUGCUGCUGUCAAGGAGGGGACGAAGCCUUGA
Eriocheir sinensis (Chinese mitten crab) is the source of this 2493-nucleotide messenger RNA. RefSeq lists its product as uncharacterized. The transcript has 5 exons. Bases 1 to 2493 code for a protein of 830 amino acids. Lineage: Eukaryota; Metazoa; Arthropoda; Malacostraca; Decapoda; Varunidae. The record is from RefSeq and is a predicted model, not a curated record.